Messenger RNA from Pollicipes pollicipes, 2421 nucleotides. RefSeq names its product Microfibril-associated protein 1 (gene Mfap1). NCBI's taxonomy places the organism in Eukaryota, Metazoa, Arthropoda, Thecostraca, Pollicipedomorpha, Pollicipedidae. The coding region runs from base 293 to 1675 and encodes 460 amino acids. The transcript has 8 exons. The record is from RefSeq and is a predicted model, not a curated record.
CUCGCUCUCUGCAGAGCGCUGAUCGAGGACAUUGAGAGUGGAGCAAUACUUACAAUUUGAAUUGGAAAGUAGGGAUUUGGAGUUGGCAGGUGAAGGUACUCCAGAUAGCUUUGAUGCUUGUUUUACCACCUUGUAGCUAGUACAAAUAAGGCAGAACAUGUUCAAUCGUUGAACUGAAGAGAAUUGAACAUUCCAGCGGUGUGCGUUGGAUGCAAACGUUUUCUUAGUUGCAAGACCACGAAGGCUGUUUGCGAUUAUAUCUGAUUGAGCAUCGCAUAUUGAAUCAAUCAAAAUGGAUAACCCAUCCAAAAUAGGGAUACAGAUCAACUCCACUGCUGGUGCCAUCCCCAUCAGAAAUGAAAAAGGUCAGGUGUACAUGCAGAAGGUGAAGGUGCAGCGUUAUGUCACCGGCAAGCGGCCCGACUACGCGCCCUCCUCGGACGAGGAGUUUGGCUCCGACGACGAGUUCGUGGCCAAUCAGCAGCAGCCGGCGCCCGGCGAGGAGCUGGAGCUGACGGAGCAGGAGCGUGACGACCCGCGCCUGCGCCGCCUGCAGCGACUGCAGCAGCAAGAGCAACAGCAGCAGCAGCAGCAACAACAAGAGGAGGCAGCACAUGACUCGGACGGCAGCGACACCGCGCCCCGCAGACGGGUUCAUGCUCCCGAAGUAUUGGAGGACAGCGAUGAUGGUGAAGAGGAUCUUCAGCGACGACGCAGGCAGUCCUCAGAUGAGGAGUCAGACUCUGGCGACUCAGAGGAGGACCUGGACGAUGAUGAAAUCGUCAAGAAGCGAGAGAUGUUGCGCGAAAGGGCUAUGGCAAAAGCCAAAAGGGAGGAGGAACUCAUGGAGGUAGAGGAAGAGAAGAAGUCGGAAGACGAGGAAGAGGAAGAGGAGGACAGCUCUGAGUACGAGGAGUACACAGACUCGGAGGAAGAGACGGGUCCGCGGCUGAAGCCGGUGUUCGUCAGGAAACAGGACCGGAUCACGGUGCAGGAGAAGGAGCGGCAGGCGGUGAAGCAGAAGCAGGCCGAGCUGGAGGCGCGCAAGAUGGCGGAGGAGCGCCGUCGGGACACCCUCAAGAUGGUGGAGUCGGACAUUCGGAAGGAGCAGCAGACAUCGGUCGACGUCGACCCGUCGUUCGCCAUCGACACCGACGACGAGAACGACGAGGCGGACUACGAGCUAUGGAAGCUGCGCGAACUGAAGCGGAUAAAGCGUGACAAGGAGGAGCGUGAAGCCCUGGAGAGGGAGCGACUGGAGCUGGAGCGGCUGCGCAACAUGACCGAGGAGGAGCGUCGUGCCGAGGCCCGCAACAACCCCAAGCAGAUCACCAACAAGGCGGCCAAGGGCAAGUACAAGUUCCUGCAGAAGUACUACCAUCGCGGCGCGUUCUUCAUGGACCGCGAGGAGGGCGUGUACCGCCGCGACUUCUCGGGCACCACGCUCGAGGACCGCUUCGACAAGACGGUGCUGCCCAAGGUCAUGCAGGUCAAGAACUUCGGCCGGAGCGGACGCACCAAGUACACACACCUGGUGGAGCAGGACACCACGUCGUUCGACUCGGCGUGGGCCGUCGAGACGGCGCAAAACGCCAAGUUCUUCAACGUGCAAGCCGGCGGCGUCAAACAGAUCUUCGAAAAGCCGUCGCUCAAGAAGAAGCGCACCAAGCCGUGAGCGCGCCGCGUGCGGUGCUGGACGGACGGACGUCGAGUGCUGGUGCCGGCCGCGUCCGCCGCCGCGGGGGUCCUGCGUGCGUCAGUCGCUGCGUGUGUUCUCGCAUCCCCGGCCUUGUCGAAAGCGCGGUUAGCCCGGGUUCUCGCCCCGGUAUCGUCGCGAUCCUCGCCAAGUGCUGGCACGUACUUGCCCCUGGUGGCGAAGAUGCGAACUCUCUCGACGAGCGGCGCGUGUGGCAUAGUGCGAUGAAAUGCGAAUCAUUUCAUUGGAGUGUCGUGGAUGUGCCCGCGCUCAUGAGCGUGCUUUGCGUGAGAGCGAUAGGUCAUCGUCAGAUGUCCCGUAGGGACAUGGAUAUGCCCGCCACAAAUAACGUCAGAGAUAAGCUGGUCUGGGUGUGCCGCGGAAGUGGUGGGCUGCAGACAUGGCACAGGCACGAUGCGUUGGUUCAUCUCGGCUUUGUGUGGAUAUACACCGCGCGUCUCUCGGACGGGUGAGAUGAAACGGAAUUUGCCACAUUGGCUGCAAUCACCAUUGUUUUGAUGAAAUGCAUUACUGUAACUCCCUCUCGUCUUCAAAGUACUGAAAAUGAAUUGAUUUGCUCGAUAUCGGGUACAGCUCAUCUCAUUUGCCGCAGACAUUUCUAAUUAAAACAGCACACUUUCCCGAUAAACGUAGAUCGCGUGCGCGCACACACAUUCAUCCCACGUGCUAUCCCGAGACAAUUUUCAAUACAUCCAUUUCAUGGA